CUCCUACUGUCUUUAUACAGGUCCCCUGGCUUGUCAAAGCUGAAACAAUCAUUUUCCCAUGAAUCUUUGCUGAGUCCAGGAGGUCCUAUUGAGACUUUGGAUCUUGGGACUGAUGAGAAAGUCUUUGUCAUGCCACUUCAUAGCAGUAUAAUUGGACGAAACUUCUGCUUUGAGAUAUCUUGUUCCACUUAUAGUAAAUGCUUCAGUUGCACUUCUGCUACUGAAAGAGACGUCUGGAUGGAGAACAUACGGAGGGCUCUCCAGCCUAACAAGGAUAAUUGCCGACGAGAUGAGAACCUGUUACGUCUUUGGAUCAUUGAAGCCAAAGGUUUGGCCCCGAAGAAGAAGUAUUUCUGUGAAAUAUGUCUGGAUGAAAUAUUAGUCGCCCGUACUACCAGUAAAUCAAAAUCUGACAAUAUUUUCUGGGGUGAACAGUUUGAGUUCGCUAGCCUUCCACCCACCUAUCACAUUACAGUCCACAUCUAUAAGGACACUGAAAAGAGAAAGAAAAACUUUAAGAAUAAUUAUAUUGGUCUGGUCAGCAUUCCCAUAGCUACUGUAACCGGUCGACAGUUUGUGGAAAAGUGGUACACCAUCAGCACUCCCACAGUCAAUAAGGGGAAGUCUGGUGUGCCAUCCAUCCGGAUCAAGUCACGGUACCAGACCAUCGUCGUCCUUCCUAUGGAAAAAUAUAAAGAGUUUGCUGAAUUUGUAACUAACAAUUAUACUGAAUUAUGCUCUGUUUUGGAACCAGUGAUAAGUGUCAGAGACAAAGAGGAGAUGGCCUGUGCUAUGGUGCACAUUCUUCAGAGCACUGGCAGAGCAAAGGACUUCUUGACUGAUCUGGUGAUGUCUGAAGUGGAUCGCUGUGGGGACCAUGAUGAGUUGAUCUUCAGAGAAAAUACACUUGCCACCAAAUCCAUUGAGGAAUAUCUCAAGUUGGUGGGACAGAAGUACCUGCAAGAUGCACUAGGUGAAUUUAUCAAGGCAUUAUAUGAGUCGGAUGAGAACUGUGAAGUGGAUCCCAGCAAAAGUCCACCUAAUGAAUUAGCUGAUCACCAAGAAAAUCUCAAAAUGUGUUGUGAGCUAGCCUUCUGCAAAAUUGUCAAUACCUACUGUGUCUUUCCUCGGGAGCUGAAGGAGGUAUUUGCAUCAUGGAAGCAGCAGUGCCUCAAACGGGGAAGGCAGGAGAUCAGCGAACGCCUGAUCAGUGCCUCACUUUUCCUCCGAUUCCUUUGCCCAGCCAUCAUGUCUCCAAGUCUCUUCAACCUCAUGCAGGAAUACCCUGAUGAUAGUACCUCUCGUGCACUCACACUAAUUGCAAAGGUUAUCCAAAACUUAGCAAAUUUUACAAGAUUUGGGAACAAAGAAGAAUAUAUUACCUUUAUGAAUGCCUUUCUAGAGCAUGAAUGGGCAAAUAUGAAAUCCUUCUUGGCAGAAAUUUCUAAUGAGGACACCAUUUCUAAUAAGCCAGGAUUUGGAGGAUACAUAGAUCUGGGAAAAGAGUUUGCUGUCUUGCAUUCAUUGCUGUGGGAAGUUGUCUGGGAACUGGACAAGGCCACAGUAGAAAAAUUGGGUCCUUUGCCAGACAUUCUCGCUGACAUCGCAAGGGAUACAACACACUCUCUGCCCAUCCAGCAACAGCUGAGACGUUAUCCAGAUCAUAAUUCAAGCCCCAAUGUCAGUCUCUCUUCUGGGCUGCAAAAAAUAUUUGAAGACCCAUCUGACAGUGAGCUCAAGUCGAAGUCUGCCCCUCCAGCAAAUGAAGAAUAUUUCAAAGGCAAAUUGCUCUUGAUGCAGCAGACAUCAUCCCGGAGUGUGACUUAUUCUGAUCAAGGGGACGAGACCAAUCUGCCCAAUGUCCGAAGCAUAUCGCUAAUGAAUCUCCAGGAUCCCAAUGUCACACCGUGUGAAUCUGGAUCCAUGAUGCACGAGGCCCCAGUACGUUUAUCUGGCAGUCAGAUUUCAGUCGUCCAGGUGGCAAGUAUCAAGCAGCUCCACAGAACACCACAGACCGCCCCCCAAGUCAGGAGACCUCUUCACUCAGCAUUAAACCAGCCAGGCAUUCUUCAGGCUCUUUUUUUCCAGAAUCCAGUUUAUCAUCUCAAUAAUUCUCCUCAGCCAAUGCCUAAAGUGUCCAUGGAAUCAAGCCUGGAUAACCUGAGUGUCACCAGUUCCCGAAGCCAGAAUAGUGAAGACCUUAAACUUAGUGUACCCAGCAAUAGCAGCAUGGAGGAUUAUGCCAAACGCAGCACUCAGAAUGAAGAUUUUUCUGGGCAGGCCACCAUGCUGGACAAACAAGCUUUGCCAGCUCGUCAGAGUUACACUGUCCAGGUCCAAAUCCACAAAGCAGACCAAGCAGGACCCAGUGCAAUGAUCAGGUCACCCCACUCUCUUCCCCACAGUGCCUCUCUUCGAAGCACAGGCAGCAUGUCUGUAGCAUCUGCCACGAUGGCAAUGGAACCUCUUCAGGAGGGAAAUCAAUCCCGGCAGCAGUCUUCCUCCUCCCGAGAGAGUCCAGUUCCCAAAGUGCGAGCCAUUCAGCGGCAGCAAACACAACCGGUGCAGUCACCUGUAGAUUCUGCCACUAUGUCACCUGUGGAAAGGACAGCUGCUUGGGUCUUAAACAACGGACAGUAUGAACAAGUGGAGGAAGAGGCAGAGCAAAAUCCAGAUGAAGCCAAUCAUACAGAAAAGUAUCAGCAAGAGAUUGUCAAGCUCAAGGAUCGCCUGAAGGCAUCAAGUCGCCGGUUGGAGGAGUAUGAGCAGCGUCUCCUAGUGCAGGAACAACAAAUGCAGAAACUCAUUUUAGAGCACAGAUCAAUGAUGGAAGACAGCAAGGAGCGGCUGCGAAAGCAGCAGGAGGAGAAGGAUAGCCAGAUGAAGAGCAUCAUCAGCAGAUUAAUGGCUGUGGAAGAGGAACUAAAGAAAGACCAUGCAGAAAUGCAAGCGACCAUUGAUGCUAAGCAGAAAAUAAUUGAGGCACAAGAGAAAAGGAUCCUCUCCCUGGAUUCAGCCAAUACAAGAUUGAUGAGUGCCCUAACUCAAGUGAAGGAACACUAUGACAUGCAGGCCCGGAGCAGUGUCUCUCCUACUAAUCCGCCCAGACUUUCUAUCACAGAAAGUGGAGAAUUUAGGAACAGCAGCUGCUAA
Protobothrops mucrosquamatus (brown spotted pit viper) is the source of this 3153-nucleotide messenger RNA. RefSeq names its product RAS protein activator like 2 (gene RASAL2). NCBI's taxonomy places the organism in Eukaryota, Metazoa, Chordata, Lepidosauria, Squamata, Viperidae. The transcript is spliced from 13 exons. The record is from RefSeq and is a predicted model, not a curated record. Gene Ontology annotation, biological process: regulation of GTPase activity. Bases 130 to 3153 code for a protein of 1007 amino acids.